Vidua macroura (Pin-tailed whydah) is the source of this 2811-nucleotide messenger RNA. It is a transcript of the gene SOBP, whose product is annotated as sine oculis binding protein homolog. Gene Ontology annotation, biological process: animal organ development. Gene Ontology annotation, cellular component: nucleus. NCBI's taxonomy places the organism in Eukaryota, Metazoa, Chordata, Aves, Passeriformes, Viduidae. The coding region runs from base 100 to 2721 and encodes 873 amino acids. The record is from RefSeq and is a predicted model, not a curated record. The transcript has 7 exons.
AGAGCCGCCGCCGCCGCCCCCCCGCGCCCCUCCCGGCCCCCCCAGAGCACCAGCAGCCAUUUCAUCUCCACCACCACCACCACCAAGUAGGCGCAAAAAAUGGCAGAAAUGGAGAAAGAAGGGAGACCUCCCGAAAAUAAAAGGAGUAGGAAGCCGGCUCACCCGGUGAAGCGGGAGAUCAACGAGGAGAUGAAGAACUUUGCUGAAAACACUAUGAAUGAGCUCCUUGGCUGGUAUGGUUAUGAUAAGGUAGAACUGAAAGAUGGAGAAGAUAUUGAAUUCAGGAACUACUCAGCAGAUGGGGAAAGCCGCCAGCACAUUUCUGUUCUCAAAGAAAAUUCUUUGCCAAAACCAAAAUUACCUGAGGACAGUGUUAUUUCACCGUACAAUAUAAACCCAAGCUACCCAGGGCUUGCCACAGGAAAUGGACUAUCAGACUCACCAGCAGGGUCGAAGGAUCAUGGGAAUGUACCUAUUAUUGUCCCAUUAAUUCCACCACCUUUCAUAAAGCCACCAGCAGAAGAUGAUGUGUCAAAUGUACAAAUAAUGUGUGCCUGGUGCCAGAAAGUUGGAAUCAAGCGCUAUUCCCUGAGUAUGGGAAGUGAAGUGAAAUGCUUCUGCAGCGAGAAGUGCUUUGCAGCUUGCCGAAGAGCAUAUUUCAAGAGAAACAAGGCUAGAGAUGAAGAUGGACAUGCUGAAAAUUUUCCCCAGCAGCACUAUGCUAAGGAAACUCCAAGACUUGCCUUCAAGAAUAACUGCGAACUACUUGUAUGUGACUGGUGUAAGCACAUAAGACACACAAAAGAGUAUCUGGAUUUUGGGGACGGGGAAAGAAGGCUUCAGUUCUGCAGUGCAAAAUGUCUCAAUCAGUACAAAAUGGACAUUUUCUACAAAGAGACACAGGCCAAUCUUCCAGCUGGACUGUGCAGUACAUUACAUCCUCCAGUCGAAAAUAAAGCAGAAGGCACUGGGGUGCAGCUGCUGACUCCAGAUUCUUGGAAUAUACCGCUAGCAGAUGCUCGGAGAAAAGCCCCAUCCCCAGCGUCUGCAGCUGGCCAAAUUCAAGGCCCUGGACCAUCAGCGUCUACCACUGCCUCUCCGUCUGACACUGCCAACUGCUCUGUCACUAAAAUCCCCACGCCAGUUCCCAAACCUAUUCCCAUCAGUGAGAAUCCAAAUAUUCCACCAGUUUCUGUCCAGCCACCUGCUAGCAUUGUGCCUCCAAUUGGUGUCCCUCCUCGCAGUCCUCCCAUGGUGAUGACAAACCGUGGGCCAGUUCCUCUGCCCAUAUUCAUGGAACAGCAAAUUAUGCAGCAAAUCCGUCCACCAUUUAUUCGUGGGCCACCUCACCAUGCCUCAAAUCCUAACAGCCCUCUGUCCAAUCCAAUGAUUCCUGGAAUUGGUCCCCCACCAGGUGGUCCCAGGAAUAUGGGUCCCACCUCCAGCCCCAUGCACAGGCCAAUGCUUUCCCCCCAUAUCCAUCCCCCCACAACACCUACCAUGCCUGGGAAUCCUCCUGGCUUGUUGCCGCCUCCCCCUCCCGGAGCUCCUUUGCCCAGCCUUCCCUUCCCCCCUGUCAGCAUGAUGCCAAAUGGUCCUAUGCCUAUGCCACAGAUGAUGAACUUUGGAUUGCCAUCCCUUGCCCCACUGGUGCCACCCCCAACUCUACUAGUGCCAUAUCCUGUCAUUGUCCCUUUGCCCGUUCCCAUCCCCAUUCCCAUCCCCAUCCCUCACAUCAACGACUCCAAACCCCCCAAUGGCUUCUCCAGCAAUGGCGAAAGCUUCAUUCCGAGUACCUCCAGCGAGACGCCUGGGGCAAAGCCAACCAAUAGCUCUUCAUCCCCUCGAGAGUCAAAGCAAGGAUCAUCCAAAUCCUCUGACUCAUCACCGAGCUGCUCAGGCCAGUCCCUUAAUCAAGCGAAAGUGCUUCAGGAGCACAGUAAAAAUGAAGUUGUUGAUUUGACUGUCAGACCUAGUAGUCCAGCGAACAGUAAAUUUGGUUUCCCCAGUGUGCUACAGGGUCCACAGGACGGUGUGAUAGACCUAACAGUAGGCCACCGGUCUAGGCUGCACAAUGUCAUCCACAGGGCUCUACAUGCCCAAGUGAAAGUUGAACGUGAACCUAACAGUGUUGUAAAUUUGGCUUUUGGUAGCUCGGACAAAAGGAACUGCAGUGACUGCAGGGACAACUGCAGCCCGGUUGACUCAAAAACGUUACCGUGCAGUGACGGAGCUCACUGCUGUCCCGUCUCCUUGGCCUCUGGCACGCCAGGACUGGAAGCUGGCGCAGCGGUGUGCAACGUCAUUGUGAAUGGCACAAAGAGCACAGAGGGUUCCAAGAACCCGGAGCCGCCCCAGGAGCCGAAAAAGCCGCAGUCCCCGGAGGAGCUGGCGGUGAGCGAGCUGGAGUCCGUUAAGGAGAACAACUGUGCGUCGAACUGCCACCUUGAGGGAGAUGCUGGCAAGAAGACUGGAGAGGAGCCCCUGGCUGGGGGAGACAAACAGGACCCAAACCUUAACAAUCCAGCAGACGAGGACCAUGCAUAUGCUUUGAGGAUGCUGCCCAAGACAGGUUGCGUGAUCCAGCCUGUGCCAAAACCAGCAGAAAAGACUGCUAUUGCGCCGUGCAUUAUCUCAACGCCAAUGCUCAGCACAGGGCCAGAGGAUCUGGAGCCACCAUUGAAAAGGAGGUGUCUCCGAAUUCGAAAUCAGAAUAAGUAAAGGAGCGCUCACUGACAGGGUACCUUGCAUGGAGAAAGGGAGCAGAGCAAACCACGUCACUCCACCGAAUGACACCAGCUGGUCCGCUCA